This is a messenger RNA of Serendipita indica DSM 11827, 5175 nucleotides long. The record is from the annotation of a GenBank genome assembly. Lineage: Eukaryota; Fungi; Basidiomycota; Agaricomycetes; Sebacinales; Serendipitaceae.
AUGGAUACAACCGCCCCGACAAUAGAGCUUGUUCCAACAGCCUCAGCGGCUCAGUUUACACGCUCUCAUGUCGCCGCAGAAACUAUAGAAACCACUAGUCUCACAAUGAGACCUUUGAAAAAGCAUACGAAUGUACGGCUGGGAGCAAAGAUUGACCUCGAAGGCUUCCCCAGUCGAGCGUCCUUGCUUGCGAUAUCAAACAAACACAACUGGUUCUUCGCAGGCCAUGGAAACACUGUCCUCGCUUCCCCGCUCUCCGAAUUACGAACCUCGUUGGGUCAGAAUAGCACAGAAGAGGAAGUCACAUUCCUCUGUCAGACCAGACUGAGUACAGAGGACUCAAACAUUCCUCUGUUCUUGUCCCUCACUGCUGAUGACUCGAAACUCGUGGUGGCGUCAAAGUCUGGCGCUAGUAUCUGGGAUGUCAACGCAAUAAUCAACGGCCAAACCAGCCCCUCCCACUCCUUUACUUUAAAUGACCUCGUCAUUGUGGACGUCCACCCAAAUUCUGGAGAGAAUCCAGAGUUGGUAGCGUUCCUGACUACAGGAACAUCCCAAGAUCAGCCUUACAUGGUUGUGCUUUUCAACUGCUCAACAAAUACGGAGCUGGUUCGUUGGAGUGGUUUAUUAUCCAAAGGCAACGCGCCGAUGGCAGUCUCCUGGUCGACUCGUGGCAAGCAGAUAGCCAUAGCGACAUCCAACGGCGACAUACUGCAAUACAGUCCAGCCGAUCCAGCUGCGGCUAAAGCUACAGUGCCUGGAGCGCAAGGACCAGAUAUCACAAAUACCGUGCCUCUACGGCUCCAGUGGUUGUCAAAUUACACCUUUCAUGUCGUAUAUGCGCCACCAAAGACCGAGGGUGGUAUGGACGAGGAAUACCUCCCCGACCAAUUCAACUAUAUCAUCACCUACGACAAGAAGACGAAUCAGGCCAUCGAUACAUCUUUACCUCUUCCAUGGGAGCCUUACGGCUUGGCAAGGGAGCCUGGUCAUCAGGUGGCUACUUUGAGACAUUGGGGUCGGUUCAAGCAGCUAUGCUUCAUCAACGAUGCACACGCCACCAACGUAGGCAUAUUUGGCUGUAUAGGAGAUCCUGCAGGCGCAGAGGAGUCGGGCGUUUGGAGCACGAUAUCUCUCGGAGAGGAAUCGUUGACUUUCCCACUCUCGUCCGACAUGGACGACACGUCACUUAUUGGAAUGGCCAUCGACUUCUCUGCCACCAACAAACUCCUGGGAUCUAGCCAAGUCAACGGUGAUGAACCAGCGAUUCCUCCCGCGCCAAUCCUAUAUGUCUACACAAACGACGCCGUAGUAGUUGCCUUUCAUAUUGUGAACGAGGAUGGAGUGCCAUAUCCUGCCAUGGCCGACGGCACCGCUGCAGCAAGUCUCGGUGGUACGGAGCAAGGGAUGGACAUGGCGACGGAAAAGACGGGUGCUGGCGGAGAGGGUGAAGCUGCAAUGGAAACGUCAAAGGCAGCUACACCGAUGAACAUGACGAAUCCCGGAACGCCAGCGUUUGGGUUUGCCGCUGUCCCGGCUACAUCUGCAUCUGCGCAAGUUCCAGCCUUUGGCAAAUCUGGGUUUGGAUUCGGUGCCGCUGCAACGUCCGCACCCAAAUUUGGCUCUUCGGGCUUUGGAUCUGCACCUGCUGGACCAUUUAGCGCAUUUGCGAACCAGUCGACCACGACAGGGCCCAAACUCGGCUUUGGUGCAUUUGCAUCUGCUACGCCUGCAUUUGGGCAGAGUUCAUUCGGUGCACCCCCAACCGGUACGACGGCUCAGCCACCGGCUUCGGGGAGUGCAUUUGGAUCUUCCACCAGUGGAGGAGGGUUCGCAGCGUUUGCUGGAGCAAAAUCUGCGUUUGGUCAGCCUUCUACUUUUGGACAACCUUCUACAUCGACACCGUCGCCAUUUGGACUACCCUCAUCGUCAUCUACCCCUUCUCCGUUUGGCCUAUCUUCUUCUGCGUCCACUACGUCGCCGUUUGCAGCAGCAGCAGCUGCCGCUGCCGCACAAAAGGCUGCUGAGCAGCCUGCUCCUCAGGCAUCGGCUGUUGAAUCAGCCAUUUCACCUCCCGCCUCUGAAACUUCCACCUCGGCCAAAUCACCUCCACCGUCUGAAACCACCAAUACGACCGCGCCCAAGUUUGGAAGUACAGGGUUUGCCUUUGGGUCGUCUUCAGCCACCACAAGUACGGCAUCCGCGUUUAAACCCGCUGCAGGGUUUGGUGGCUUCUCUGGCAUCAAGACAGAUGGGAGCACGAGCGCUUUCCUGAACCCAAAGCCGGUGGACACGCAAAAUAAACCUCUCACGACGUUUGCCGGAAUCGGGACCGCACAGGCAUCAUCGACUGCACAAGCUGGAGCAACGAAGGUGCCAGCGUUUGGCGCUACCACUGCUUUUGGUCAAUCCUCCUUUGGCAAACCCGGUCAAAGUGCGUUUGGCCAAAGCGGAUUCGGUCAGAGCCCCUUUGCGGCAAAGUCUCCGUUUGCUACUGCGACGACCGCUACAACUGGUUCUACUACCACUUCAGGGGGUGGUGGAUUCAGUUCAUUUGCCAGUGGUGGAGGGUCAAGUGGCUUUGCUGCUCUUGCGAGUAAGGCCGAUCAGGCGCCGUCUUUCCUUGGCUCGACCAAGACGAAAGAUACCGAGUCGGCAAAUGCAGAAAAGGACAAACCUGCUGUGAAAGCCACCUCCAUCUUUGGAAGUAACUCCAAUGCCUCCAAGCCCGGCUUUGGUGGAACUGGGCUUCGGGACUCGUCGACCAAGAAUGAAGACGACGAAGAAGGAUCUACACAGCCGAAGGAGAAAUUCCCAGAGGAGGAAAUGGAUAAACUCGAACCUGUCAGCAAGUAUGAUGGACCUGGACUCUUUGCAUCUAUGGCAAAGGCACCACAGGAUAUGCGAACCCUUGGGUUGGGAGAUUCGAAAGCUGGAGCUUCAAAAUCUGCGUUUGGUCUGAAGACAAGCACCGAGAACGUAUCGGGAUCUGCGGCUGCUGCUUUCAAGCCUCAAGCUGGCACUUCUGCGCCUGUUGGGACAACUAGCCAACCGAAAUCAUCUGCGCCCGUCUCCGCGUUUGGCGCCUCUUCUGCAUCUGCUUCGAAGAAGAGUGAAGAGAGUACGACUCCAAAGGGCAAAGAAAAAGAAGAGAGUGAUGGAGACGAAAGUGGAGAUGAUGAGGAGAGUGUCUUGCUUGACGAUGAUGUUGACAACUUUUUGCGCGAAGGGGAUGAGAUACUGGAGAUUCACGAAUUUGACGAAGAGGAAGAGGAAUACGAGGAUGAUGAAGGCGAGGAAAAUGACGACGAUGACGACGAAGAAGUUUCGCUGUCGGACGAGGAGGAGGAUGAGGGAUCCGAUGUACCAAGUGGAGAAGACGAAUCUGGGGACGAAGAUGCCGAGAAUGAGGAUAGCUCAUCAACGGCAAUUCCGCCGUCGUCCAUCCCUUCAAAACCAGCCGCAACUCCAUAUAAUCCAUUUGGGAAACCCGCGUCUACCCCCUCCGCCACUGCCCAGAAGACAGAGCCUGCCUCAAGUUCGAGUCAACAAACAAAGGACGUCUCGACAUUCAAGAACACUACGUCUGCCGCCCAACCCUCUACAACGAGCGCAGAAAAGGCAACAGCUGCUCCCGCACGACCGCAGCCUGUUUCUCACCCCGUUGGUCAGCCAAUCACCGAACCACCAAAGCCCAAACCACGUCCUGCAUCACCAAAGGCAGCGUUUGGAUCAUGGAUUGCGCCUCCGAAAGCACCUACACCAACACCAGAUUCCAGCAAGAUGGUUCGACCGAAAACCCCGCCCAUGUUGUUUGGAAAAUCUGGGGCUGCAACUCAAUCUUUACAAACGAUCCCCACAGUACCGUCUAAAGUACCAGAAGCAAAGGCGGCGCCACCCCUUUCCUCUACCGCACCAAUACCACGGGGACCUGUGGCCAUUGAACCCAUCCAACCAAAGCAUCCCGAAGUUCAAGCAGGCAUCGACAGGAUACUCUACGAGUAUAGCGCUAUUAUGCAUAUGACUACCGAGCGCGCAAAGGGACUGCACGCGUCAUUCGACGCAUUCAAGGGAACUGGACCGCAUCUCAGACCAGAUGAAAAGGGCGAGAUACCACCCCAAUGGGACCCGCAAAUGUUUCAACAUGUCAAAGAUGGAUUGCGCGACGCACAUGAUUUACUGUCAAAGCUUGCAGAGAAGACCGUGGAACUCCAGCAGCGAAUCGUGGACGUGCAGUCGACGACUCUUAGAAUUGACAUGAAGCGUGAAGAAGCCGGGAGGUUCCUGAAGGCUCGCCAGAAUCCCGCGUUCUUAGAAAAGCUAGUGAAGCCUAGGGGUCUAGGACCGGAGCAAGCUGAAACGCAGAUGAAGCUUCGAAAAGCCAUACAGCGAGAGACGACAAGAGUGAAGGAAGUGGAGGAGACUAUGCAAAAGCUGAAACGCAAGGUUGAGCUAUUCAAGUCGGGAAGGCAAACCGUACAGAAGCCGUCGCUUGACACUAUUCACAACACUAUCAAGAAUGCCGAUUACUUUCUCGGCGACGUACAGACUCGAAUAGCCGCCCUAAGCGAACGAUUGGAUGCUAUCCAACCCAAAGGGGAGCCUCAAAGGACACCGUUGAAGCUUUCAACACGCGCGGCAAUUUCGAGGACGCCAACCCUUGGGUCAGACGCCAUUGCAAUGACCUUGGAAGUCUUCGCUGGAGAAGUCCGAAUGACGAAACUGCGGGAUCUACUGGCCCAUUCGCGAUCCGUUGCGCCCGUUAAUCGCGUUCAGAAACUCCAGACAACCGAAGCAAUAAACUUCAGUACUGGAGGACGACGAUCACCAUUCAGUGGAAAACCAGUCAUCCUUCGCGAGCUGAUUGCAAGUUCCACUUCUCCUCAAACUCCUUCAAGUAGUGCGGAUAGACCCGCCACGUUUACUGCUCCAGCGAACCCCAUCACCCAAGCGGUCCCAAGCCAACCGCCGCAAGUGCGUCCUCCUCCACCGGAUCAUGCCAGGCGUGGUCAGCCGAGUACGGCUCGCAAUCACUCGAAAGCACCUCAGAUCAACCGCGAUGGACCGGCCCACACCAGCGACUUUAGCUUCGGGCCGCCUCCACCUUCUAACACAAUUCGACUACCAACGAAUUUCGUAUCCUUGAGUUCUUUCAAAGGUACCAAAGGAACCUAG